Messenger RNA from Ceratitis capitata (Mediterranean fruit fly), 2170 nucleotides. It is a transcript of the gene y, whose product is annotated as protein yellow. The record is from RefSeq and is a predicted model, not a curated record. Bases 213 to 1874 code for a protein of 553 amino acids. Gene Ontology annotation, cellular component: extracellular region. The transcript is spliced from 2 exons. Lineage: Eukaryota; Metazoa; Arthropoda; Insecta; Diptera; Tephritidae.
GCCAAUUGGACAACAGUCGUGAAUUAGCGCCGCCAACGUUGGUGCAUACAGAAAACAGUAUAAGUUGAGCAAAUCGAGCAACGCGCAUUGUCGUGUUAGCAAAUUAAAGGAAACGGAAGUGUGCGCUUUUUGUGCGAGUGUAUGUUCGAAACGACAAAAAUAAGCGUAAAUCCUUUUCUCAAUAAGUCAAAUUACAAAUAAAAAGUGCUGAAAUGUUUGCGAAUUCACAUCUAUCUCUGCGAAGCAUCGUCGCUUGUUUGUGUUUGGUGGCGCAUGCGCAAGCCGCCUACAAACUGCAGGAACGUUAUAGUUGGACACAAAUGGAUUUUGCCUUUCCUAAUCCUGGCUUGAAGCAACAGGCACUGGCAAGUGGUGAUUAUAUACCACAGAAUGCGUUGCCUGUCGGUAUGGAGCAUUGGGGCAAUCGUCUGUUCGUUACUGUGCCGCGUUGGCGUGACGGUAUUCCGGCCACAUUGACGUAUAUCAACAUGGAUCACAGCGCAACUGGUUCGCCAGAGCUGAUACCGUACCCCGAUUGGCGCAGCAACACAGCUGGCGAUUGUGCGAACAGCAUCACCACUGCAUAUCGUAUUAGGGCCGACGAAUGUGGACGUCUGUGGGUGCUUGACACCGGCACCGUGGGUAUCGGCAACACCACCACCAACCCGUGUCCGUACGCUGUGAAUGUCUACGACUUGCAGACGAACACGCGCAUACGCCACUACGAGCUGCGUGCCGAAGAUACUAAUGCGAAUACUUUUGUGGCCAAUAUAGCGGUGGAUAUCGGCAAGUCGUGUGAUGAUGCCUUCGCUUACUUCUCGGACGAACUCGGUUAUGGUUUGAUUGUAUACUCAUGGGAGCAGAACAAGUCAUGGCGUUUCUCGGCACACUCGUACUUCUUCCCCGACCCGCUGCGUGGUGACUUCAACAUUGCAGGCUUGAAUUUCCAAUGGGGUGAGGAGGGUAUUUUCGGCAUGGCACUUUCGCCCAUACGCUCCGAUGGUUAUCGCACAAUGUUCUUCAGUCCGCUGGCCAGUCAUCGUCAGUUUGCUGUGUCGACACGUAUUCUACGCGAUGAAAGUCGUGUUGAGGAUAGUUAUCAUGACUUUGUGGCGCUGGACGAACGUGGCCCCAACUCACAUACGACCUCGCGUGUGAUGAGCGAUGAUGGUGUUGAACUCUUCAACUUAAUUGAUCAGAAUGCUGUCGGCUGUUGGCAUUCGUCCAUGCCGUACACAUCACAGUUUCACGGUGUUGUGGAUCGUGAUGAUGUGGGUUUGGUCUUCCCUGCCGAUAUUAAGAUUGAUGAGAAUAAAAAUGUUUGGGUACUCUCCGAUCGUAUGCCUGUCUUCUUGAUCACCGAACUUGACUACAACGAUGUUAACUUCCGUAUCUAUACCGCACCACUGAGUAGUUUGAUUGAGAACACGGUCUGCGAUAUCCGUAACAGUGCUUAUGGUCCAUCGAAUUCAGUUGGUAGUACGAGUUUUUAUGGCACACCCACGAGCACGAAUAAUAUUUUCGGCCCACAACUAAAUCUCGGUGGCAACAAAGUGUACGGUCCACCCAAUCCGGUGAGUGUACCAAAGUCGCAGACACGUUUCAACAAGCCAUACUUGCCGCCGCUGCCCACCAAACCCACGCUGCAAGCGGAUAUACCACGCGUGGCGCCACCAAGUCGCAAUUAUCUGCCACCGCUGAUGGGCACCGGUUAUAGUACAACACAACGCUCAGAUGCAGCCAAAGCUUACGUAUUCAAUAACGGCCUGUCCUAUGAGGCGGGCGUUGGCGGCCCGCAUUUGUUCCCUCUUCACUCGGAGGGUUUGAGAAAUUACGUUUCGGCCCGCACUUCCGGCUGGUGGUUGGAGCACUGAGCGCGGUUUCUCGCCUACUCGUAGUACGCGCACAGCGUUUUCACUUGUCAUCUCUGCAUCUUCGCGUAAGCCAAGUUUUCAACCACCUGCCUGGUACCCUUGAGUAAUAUCAAUGUAGCGGAUCCCUUCUCCACUGGUAAAUAAGUAUUUCUAUUUAGCAUAAUUUGUGUGACUUUGUUGUAUCUCCGUGUAUCUAAAUAGCCCGAGGCAAAGCUGCACUUUCGUGGUUAAAGUCUAGCCAUUGCUUACUUUUUAUUUUGAUUGAUUUGAUUUCUAGCCAAGAAUUAAAAUUGUAA